Molecule: messenger RNA, 991 nt
Organism: Ictalurus punctatus (channel catfish)
Lineage: Eukaryota; Metazoa; Chordata; Actinopteri; Siluriformes; Ictaluridae
Exons: 3
Coding region: 113-418 (101 amino acids)
Source: RefSeq, a predicted model, not a curated record
GAAUGUAAAUGCACCCUUCAUAAGAAUCCACCCUAACCUGGUUUCUCACACACACACUGAUACACACGGGGAAGCACAUUAUUCUGCUGCUGAGGACUUCAUUCCUGUAAACAUGUCUAUAAAUCACUUUGUUGAUGCUGCAGUAGACAAAGCAGCUUCAACUGCCAAAAUGAAGGUGAAAUCCAUGUUGGGAGGAGGAGGAGCAGACGCAAAGAAACCAAGCAAGUCAGGAGGUAUUGGAGGCCUUUUUCCCUCAGCAGGAGAUACUGGUAACGGAAACAAAGAGAAGAAAGGAGGACUGUUUGGAGGCCUACUCUCAACACCCCAGGAUGAAAUGAAACCAGGAGGUGCAGCAGGAGGUGGAGCAGGAGAAAGCCAGGAUUUCAACUUGGCAGUGGAUGAGCUUGCUGAUUUCUAAGAUGAAGGAGCAGGCCAUGUUUCCAAAUGUCACCUGAAAUGCUGCAAUUAUUGAAUUUCUGCUUUUCUUCUGAAUGGAGCUAGACAGAACAAAUACAACAGGAAAAGCUUAAAAAGCUACUGUGUAUAUGAAGACAUGGCCAAUGAAGAAGCGACAAUUCAGACGAUUACUAUUUUAUCUAGCAACAAAUGUCAACCAGCGUUACAUGUUCACACGUGAUUAACAGUGUUUGGUGGAAUUAUAUAAAUUUUAUGUUUUUCUACACAAUUAUAUAUAUAUAUAUAUAUAUAUAUAUAUAUAUAUAUAUAUAUAUAUAUAUAUAUAUAUAUAUAGAUAGAUAGAUAGAUAGAUAGAUUUUUUUUCCAACUUAAAACAGGCAUAUGUGUUCUCUACCAAAAGGUAUCCGAUUCUCACAUUAAAUGUACGCUAAGCUUAUUUUUUAACAUUUUAAUGUUUACAUGGUUUUUAAAUUAAAAUAGCCAAUAACUACUGAUAAAUUCGGGAAAUUUUGUAAAUUCAUAUUUGUUUUUGUUUGUUUUUAACUUGUGCCCUUGAUGCCCCACUCAGUUUUUU